This is a messenger RNA of Closterium sp. Naga37s-1, 2334 nucleotides long. Lineage: Eukaryota; Viridiplantae; Streptophyta; Zygnematophyceae; Desmidiales; Closteriaceae. The record is from the annotation of a GenBank genome assembly.
AUGCAGUCACAUCAAUGGCUCUGCCAUCUGUUCGUCGUCGCGCUUCUCCGCGUCUUCCGCCUCCAAUCCUCCUUUCCCUCUCAUUCCCUCUCCUCCUUUCCCUCUCAGCCCCUCUCCUCCUUUCCCUCUCAGCCCCUCUCCUCCUUUCCCUCUCAGCCCCCCUCUCAGCCCCUCUCCUCCUUUCCAUCUCAGUCCCUCUCCUCCUUUCCCUCUCAGCCCCUCUUCCCUUUCCCUCUCAGCCCCUCUCCUCCUUUCCCUCUCAGCCCCUCUUCCCUUUCCCUCUCAGCCCCUCUCCUCCUUUCCCUCUCAGCCCCUCUCCUCCUUUCCCUCUCAGCCCCUCUUCCCUUUCCCUCUCAGCCCCUCUCCUCCUUUCCCUCUCAGCUCCUCUCCACUUUUCCCUCUUCUCACGCUGCUUCCCCGCUUCGUCCCCCACUCCCCUUGUCAUUCCUUCCGUUUCCCCCAUGCCCAUUUCCCUCCAUUUACCCCAUUGUCUUACUCACUGUUUCAUCCGUGCCCGAAUCUUCCCUUCCCGUCACCAUGCUUACCCUCCCAUCCUCCCUCUCUGUUGUCCUUGCUUCUGCUGCAUCCCUACCCUCUUCAAUUUUACACCCUACACCCUUUCCUCCUCUGUCCUCCCUCUCCUCACUGCUUUUCUCCUCCCAUCCCUCUCCCUCUCUCCUUCCGUCUCUCUCCGACGCAUAUCGCCCAUCCCCAUGCUUUCCAGGAAUCCCCACAUUCCGCCCAAUGUCCGACGUCUAUCCUCACAUUCCUCUUCGCCUCCCUCAUCCCAUCCCUCACCACUUCCCUCCCUCCUCCAAUCCCUCUCCAUUUCCCUCCCUCCUCUCAUGCCGUCAAACACUCAUUCCAUCACAUACUUAUUCUGUCAAACAUUCGUAUGCCCUGUUUCUCCCUCUGUUUCCCCUUGUCCUUCCCUCCGUUUCCCCCUUUUCCCUCCCUCCCUUCCCCCUUGUCCUUCCCUCCGUUUCCCCCCUUGUCCCUCCCUCCCUCCCCCCUUGUCCUUCCCUCUGCCCUCCACCCCUUCCCUCCCUCCCUCCCUCCCUCCUCCCGUGCCUCCCCGCCCGUCUCCGCCUCACAGCUCCGUCUUCUCUCGAUUCCCAUCCCUCCUUUCUCCGCCUACGUCCUCCCAUCACUCACUCACUUGCUAAAUUCAUUUGCCGCUCGACACCUCGUCGCCCACGCGCUGCUCCCACUGCGCCCCACGCUGCUUCCCCACAUUCCCUCCCACUUCCCUUGUCUACUCCCGCCGCGCAGUACGAGCACGAUGGUCGCAACGCGCAUUCCCUAGGUUCGCAGUGCAGCCACUUAGCCGAACCUUCCUCAUACGACUCAGAAUUGCGACCCCGGUUUGACGAGUCCGGAAACGCCAGCUCAGCGUCCUCCUGCGUUCUCCCCUUCCCUACCGGCCGUCUCGAGGAUUAUUUUGUUCUGGAUCCUCACGUGUUAGGCUCUGGCCAGUUCGGCACCGUUCGCCGCUGCACGGAGCGCGUCACAGGCUCGCGCUUCGCCUGCAAGACCCUACUAAAGGACGGGCUUAAGAGCGAGGCGGAGCGUGACGAGAUACGGAAGGAAAUUAGUUUGAUGCAACGGGUUGCAGUGGGCGGCGCGCACGCAGGGGUCGUGCAGCUGCGCGCCGUUUUUGAGGACGACGUCGCAGUGCACCUCGUGAUGGAGCUCUGCGAAGGCGGCGAGUUGUUCGACGAAGCUGUGCGACGCGGGCAAUUCCACGAGCGCGACGCCGCGAGCGUUUUCGCGCAGAUCGCAGGAGCCGUCGCACACUGCCAUGCCCGCGGCGUUCUCCACCGCGACCUGAAACCCGAAAACAUCCUGCUUGUGCGGGACCCAUCUGUACCGCUUUGCGCCGCACCCCUGAUUACAAAAGUCGCAGACUUUGGCCUCGGCGUCGCGCUUGAGGCAGGCGAACGCACGAAAGGAGUCGCAGGGUCGCCGUUUUACAUCGCACCUGAGGUCCUCACAGGCGAUUACUCUCUAGGAGCCGACGUGUGGUCGCUCGGUGUCAUUCUCUACAUUCUCCUCAGCGGCGUUCCGCCUUUCUGGGGAGCUACGGAUAAGGACGUUUUCGUGGAGGUGCUUCGCGGUGUGGUUGAUAUGAGCGGUGCGGAGUGGGAGGGAGUGUCGGAAGAGGCGAAGCACCUCGUGCGGUGCCUGCUUCAAAAGGACGCUGCGAGAAGGCCGUCAGCUGCCGCUAUCCUCUCCCACCGUUGGAUUCUGCGCGCGUGCCGCGUCAGCAGCGCGGGUGCUCGCCAGCUGGCCCCUGUUACGGCAUCAGAAGCAGCGGACACUAUUAUGGCGUAA